Messenger RNA from Aureobasidium pullulans EXF-150, 3635 nucleotides. RefSeq names its product histone transcription regulator HIRA, WD repeat superfamily. The coding region runs from base 137 to 3295 and encodes 1052 amino acids. Gene Ontology annotation, cellular component: nucleus; HIR complex. The record is from RefSeq and is a predicted model, not a curated record. Gene Ontology annotation, biological process: DNA-templated transcription; regulation of DNA-templated transcription; chromatin remodeling. The transcript is spliced from 4 exons. NCBI's taxonomy places the organism in Eukaryota, Fungi, Ascomycota, Dothideomycetes, Dothideales, Saccotheciaceae. Gene Ontology annotation, molecular function: protein binding; nucleosome binding.
AACACCAAGCAACAAGACUUUCUCUAGCUUGGACUCCAAAGGUCGAAUCGAGUCGCGUCGCAUGAGCGCAGCUGUUCAGAAGUUAUUUCCCGCGGCCCUUGAAAGCUGGAGCAUGCAACUUCGAUAAACAGUCGCAAUGCGCUUCACCAAACCAAUCUGGUUAACCCAUGGAGGCGACAAGAAGGAUUUCGAGGUUUACAGCUGUCACGUUUCGCCAGACGGAAGCCGCUUGGUCACGGCAGGAGGAGAUGGACAUGUGCGCAUUUGGUCGACGGACGCGAUUCGCAAUGGCGCAAACGCAGAGUACAAUAAGCCCAAACAGCUGGCCGCUAUGAGCUACCACUCGGGCACCAUCCACUCUGUGCGCUUCUCUGGAAACGGCAAAUACCUGGCCUCGGGCGCCGACGACAAGAUUGUGUGCAUCUACAACCUCGAUCCCAACCCUCCGACCCAUACCACUUUCGGUUCAAACGAGACUCCCCCCGUCGAGAACUGGCGCAUCUUCCGCCGUCUGAUCGGCCACGACAACGACGUCCAGGACCUGGGAUGGUCCGCCGAUUCUUCCAUCCUCGUAUCCGUCGGCCUCGACUCCAAGGUCGUCGUCUGGUCGGGUCAUACUUUCGAAAAGCUCAAGACUUUGUCGCAACACCAGAGCCACGUCAAGGGCAUCACCUUCGAUCCCGCAAACAAAUACUUCGCUACCGCCAGCGACGACCGUACCAUUCGCAUCUUCCGUUUUACUUCUCCCCCUCCGAACGCUACCACCUACGACCAGGUCAACAAUUUCGUCCUCGAAGCCACAGUUUCAGUUCCCUUCACCACCUCUCCUCUGACUACGUACUUCCGCAGAUGUUCUUGGUCUCCUGAUGGUGCUCACAUCGCUGCUGCCAACGCUGUCAACGGUCCUGUGAGCUCCGUUGCAAUAGUCACGCGUGGUAGCUGGGAAAGUGAGGUCAAUCUAAUUGGCCACGAGGGCCCCGUCGAAGUGUGCGCCUUUUCACCACGUCUGUUCUGCCCUACACCGCCACCGCCCGCUAGCGACACUGUCGCCCAGGAGAACUUUGCUGCUGGAGCUGUCACCGUUGUUGCAUGCGCCGGUCAGGAUAAGACGCUCAGUGUUUGGAACACAAACUCCCCUCGUCCCUUUGUCGUCACUCAAGAACUUGCUGCUAAGCCCAUCUCUGAUCUCGCCUGGUCACCUGAUGGUGAAACUGUCUACUUUACCAGUCUCGACGGCACCAUUGCUUGUUGCGUCUUUGCUGCUGGGGAGCUCGGAUAUCCUGCCCCCGUCAACAACAAUGACAAGGCCUUGGCGCGAUUCGGUGCUGGCAGAAGAGUAGGUGUUGUCGAAGGUCCAGAUGCCUUGAGACUAGAGGAAAACAGUAAGGCUGGAGAGCUUAAGGGUGUCCAAGGUCGCAUGGGAGAACUGAUGGGCGAUGGCACUGUUGCUGUGCCUUCUUUGAACGGUUCUUCUGAGAAAUCUGCUGCUCCUUCUACUAACGGGGCAUCGGAAAAGGCCACAACAAAUGGUAGCACAGAAACUGCCGAACCCAAGGAGCCAAUGCCGCCUCCGGAUCCGCAGGUCGCCAAAAUUGACAAGCUGAAGCAGCGUGUCACCAUCACAAAAGACGGCAAGAAACGCAUCGCUCCCCUGCUCGUCUCGUCAUCUGCUGGCGUGGGUGAGUCUUCACUACCAAAGCCACAGCUCAUGUCCAGUGUAUCCCAAGCCAGCCGUAACGAUGCACCUCAGACCACUCUGGAUCUCUCAAAACCGUUCGAUGGUUUACCAAGAGGCGGUCUUGCUUCGUUGCUUCUCGGUAACAAGAGGAAGUUUGCUGAGAUUGAAGGAGACGACGACCAUCGUGCCGAGAAGCGCAUUGCCUCUGUCCAACAGAGUGGCGCGACACCUGUAGUCAUUAACACUGCUGCCGGACUCGUACCACCGAGCUCAGUUGGAAAAAGCACGACCGAGACUGCUGAACCUCUAAGACCGGCUAUCGUCAACCCCAGCUUAACUACAAGCCAGGUAAGACUAGCAGUACCUCUGGUCAGAACAACAAUAGUUCGCCCAUUGGAUACGAACAGCGCCCAGGAGGCCGACGGACAGCAGAUGGAUACGGGCGACGAGUCUUCGGUUGUUUUCGAAGCUCGUAAUGCUUCCGGUCCAGCACGCACAGGCAGAGUUCAGGAUCGUGACCCUACACGUCUCACAGUCUCUCGACGAGGCCAAUCAAUAUGGCAAGACUACCUCCCCCGAGCCGUCCUGCUGGUCACAGGAAAUCAUAACUUCUGGGCAGCUGCCUGUGAAGAUGGAUCAGUCUACGUAUGGACACCAGCAGGCCGCAGACUGGUCAACGCUCUCAUUCUUGACGCACAACCUGUCAUUAUGGACUGCCGAGGAUGGUGGUUAUUGUGCGUAAAUGCUGUGGGAAUGUGCUACGUUUGGAACAUCAAGACAUUGUCGUCGCCGCAUCCACCCGUGUCUCUUGCACCCGUUCUCGAUAUUGCUGCGACAGCCCAGCAAGGCCAUACCACCAAUGGACCGGCUGUCAUGUUUGCUCGUCUCAACUCACAAGGACGCAUCGUAGUAGGUCUGUCUAAUGGAGAUGGUUAUAGCUACUCACAGGCCAUGUACAUCUGGCAGCGCCUAUCGGAGCCUUGGUGGGCGGUCGGCAGCCAGUACUGGAAUACCGCAGAUACUUCCAUCUCAACAGUACAGCCUACGUCUAAGGGCACGAAUGGUACCUCCACCGCUGACGAUGAUCUCAAGCCCGAGAACUUGUCCGCUGGCAUUAUCCCCCUACUAGAGCGUAACACCACCACUCAGUCUUUGUUACGAGGCCGAGCCUACUUCCUGCAGAGACUUGUCAAGACACUACUUGUCGCCGAAGGGUACGAAGGGUUUGAGAGUGCCGUGAGCGUAGCACAUCUUGAAAAUCGUGUCGCAGCAGCCAUGACCUUGGGUGCGCGUGAGGAGUUCCACCUGUACCUUCUCAUGUAUGCCAAGCGCAUUGGUGCCGAAGGCUCAAAAGCCAAGGUUGAGGAGCUCUUGCGCUCACUUAUGGGCAGCGUCUUCGAGGACGAAGAUGAGAAACCUGAUGAGGAGAAAGGACAAGGCUGGAUGGCUGAGGAAGGAGACCUCGUUGGCUGGCCUCGAGAGGAGCUGCUCAAGGAGGUCGUUCUCAUUCUGGGCAAGCAUCGCGAUCUGCAACGCAUCACUGUUCCAUAUGCUCGCCUUCUGGGUGUCCUGGACGGCGCUAGUGAUACUGCGGCCUCUUCUGCCAUGGAGAUCUGAGCGAUCCCUAUUUUAUCUUCUUUGCCUUUUCUAUCGCCUGCUUUGUGUUCGGUCUGGCAAGCAAGACUAUAAGGUGUCAAAAGCGAUGGGCAGCUCGGCAUAUACAGGCGUAUUGGAGUCAAUGGGCAAAGGCCCAGGAGGAUGGGAAUAUGAUAUGCUGUUUUCGUGUCUACACAUUUGGUGUCUAUCGUCGCUGUUGAUAUGGCUCGUUGAUGUAUUGAUGCUUUUGUGCCUCCGUGCUCGGUUACCGCCGAUGAUACUACAUGAUUAUCUGAUUCGUCUUCCGCUUACGAGGCCAGUCAAUGUUGCCAUGAUCGAGGAUGGAAUCAGAGAUCUACAC